This is a messenger RNA of Acanthisitta chloris (rifleman), 784 nucleotides long. Its product is annotated as E3 ubiquitin-protein ligase TRIM39-like. NCBI's taxonomy places the organism in Eukaryota, Metazoa, Chordata, Aves, Passeriformes, Acanthisittidae. Gene Ontology annotation, molecular function: zinc ion binding. The annotation marks the transcript as partial. The transcript has 3 exons. The record is from RefSeq and is a predicted model, not a curated record.
ACCAGAGCGGAAAACGAAAGCUGCUCCGUCAUCACACAUGGCCGAGGACAACCCUACAGAGAACCUCCAGGAUGAAGUUUCCUGUUCCUUGUGCCUGGAAUUUUUCCAGGAUCCUGUAUCCAUCCACUGUGGACACAACUUCUGCCGUUCCUGCAUCACUCAGUGUUGGGAGAACUCUGAGGAAAACUACCCUUGCCCUCAGUGUUCGGAGACGGCGCCGCAACCCAACUUGAGACCCAACCGAGAGUUGGCCAAGAUCAUCGGCAUCGCUCGGAGGCUUAGCUUGAGGGUAUCCAGGGAUGGGAUGAGGUGGGACAGGUUCUGCUGGAAGCAUCAGGAAGUUCUGAAGUUGUUCUGCGAGGAGGAGCAGAUUCCGAUCUGCCUGGUGUGCCGGGAAUCCCAGGAGCAUCGGCUCCAUUCUGCCGUUCCCAUCGAGGAGGCAGCAGAGGAGCACAAGGAGAAAUUCCAGGCUCAUGUGGAGAUCCUGAAGGAAAGAAGGGAAAAGCUGAUGGAGCUGAAAACGGUUGAGGAAGGGAAGAGCUUGGAUUUGCUGGAACAGGUGGACACGGAGAGGCAGAAGGUCAUGGCCUGUGCCAAGGAGCUGCACCAGGUCGUGGAAAAGCAGGAGAAACUUCUCUUGGAACGACUGGCGAAGCUGGACGAGGAGAUCACGAGGAAGCAGGAGGAGAACAUCACCAAACUCUCGGAGCAGAUCUCCUCCAUUGGGAAGCAGAUCCAUGAGUUGGAGGAGAAGUGCCAACAGUCAGCGUGGGAACUACUCCAG